GUUCCGUAUAGAGGCAUAGAGAGAGAGAGGGAGAGAGAGAGAGAGAGAUGGGGAGCAAGGGUGAGUACGUUCCAUUGUUCGAGACAAGCAGAGGGAAGGGAAGGGCGAUAUACAAAGCGUUUGUGGCAUCAGUGUUUGUGGGUAUAGUUUCCAUAUUGACAUACAGAGCCACAAACAUCCCGGCAUGGGAAGAAGACGGGUUUGUGGGCUGGAUUUUCUGCUUUGCGGCGGAGCUCUGGUUCGGCUUCUACUGGCUCCUAUCCCAAUCUCUUCGCUGGAACCCCACCUAUCGCCGCACCUUCAAGAACAGGCUCUCCCAGAGGUUUCAGGAUGACGAGCUCCCGGGAGUGGACGUAUUCGUGUGCACGGCGGACCCGAACAUGGAGCCGCCGGCGAUGGUGGCGAACACUGUGUUAUCGGUGAUGGCGUACGACUACCCGCCGGAGAAGCUGAGCGUGUACGUCUCCGACGACGCAGCCUCCGAACUUACUUUCUAUGCUCUCUUGGAGGCGUCUCGCUUCGCCAAGCACUGGAUUCCGUUCUGCAAGCAGUUCAUGGUGGAGCCCAGAUCCCCUGCCGCUUACUUCCUCUCUUCUUCUUCCUCUCGCGAUUCCGUUCCUGCUGAAUGCUUCAACUCCGUCAAGAAGUUAUAUGAAGACAUGGAGAAUCGUAUCACAUUUACAACUAAACUUGGAAGAGUCCCAGAAAACACGAGCUCAGAACAUGAAGGAUAUCUUCAAUGGAACAAAUUUUCAUCUAAAUAUGACCAUCACACCAUACUUCAAACACUAAUUGAUGGGAGAGACUCAAAUACCAAGGAUAUUAAAGGUUGUUCAUUGCCAACUCUUGUAUACUUAGCCAGGGAGAAGAGACCAAAGCAUCCUCAUAAUUUCAAAGCAGGAGCUAUGAAUGCAUUGAUAAGGGUGUCAUCAGAAAUUAGCAAUGGGCAAGUAAUAUUAAAUGUGGAUUGUGAUAUGUACUCGAAUCAUUCAUGUUCUGUGAGAGAUGCACUUUGUUUCUUCUUGGAUGAAGAAAAAGGACAUGAAAUUGCCUUCGUCCAGUUCCCACAGGGUUUCGAAAAUGUUACAAAGAAUGAAUUAUAUGGUAGUUCUUUAAGAGUUAUAUAUGAGAUGGAAUUCCGUGGUUUCGAUGGUUAUGGAGGUCCUCUUUAUAUUGGAACUGGUUGUUUCCAUCGAAGAGAUACCUUAUGCAAUAGAAAAUUCAACAAGGAUACUAGGAUUGAGUGGAAGAUGGAGAACGAUAGGAAUAUAAAAGAAACUGCAAGUAAAUUAGAGGAAAGACUUAAAGGACUUGCAAGUUGUGGAUAUGAAGAGAAUACUCAAUGGGGAAAACAGAUGGGCUUGAAAUAUGGUUGUCCAGUUGAAGAUGUGAUAACUGGGCUAUUGAUUCAAUGUCAAGGAUGGAAAUCCGUGUAUUAUAAUCCAACAAGGAAGGGUUUCUUAGGUGUUGUUCCAACCUCAUUGAAUGACACACUUUUGCAGCACAAGAGAUGGUCCGAAGGUGUUCUACAGAUUUUGCUAUCUAAGUAUAGUCCUCUAAGGUAUGGAGUUGGAAGAAUUAGCCUUGGCCUUCAAUUGGGAUAUUGCACACACUGCCUCUGGGCUCUGAACUGCUUCGGAACGUUAUAUUACUCUAUUGUCCCUUCACUUUACCUUCUAAGAGGCGUCUCUUUGUUCCCACAGGUCUCAAGCCCAUGGUUACUACCAUUUGCGUACGUGACAAUUUGCGUAAACAUAUACAGCGUGGUUGAGUUUCUAUGGUGUCAAGGCACAAUCUUAGGAUGGUGGAACGAACAAAGAAUGUGGCUCUAUAAGAGAACGACCUCCUAUCUAUAUGCCUCUAUUGAUGUCAUCUUAGGGUUACUUGGUCUUUCAACUACAUCUUUUGUGGUCACAAAUAAAGUGUUUGAUCCAGAUGUGUCCCAGAGAUAUAAGCAAGAGGUGAUGGAGUUCGGAACCUCUAUUCCCAUGUUUACCAUUUUGGCAACACUAGCUCUACUCAACUUAUUCUCGUUGAUCUGGGUAGUCAACAAAGUGUUACUCACAAAGGAUGGGCUUAUGCUUUGUAAGACCAUGGUUUUGCAGAUUCUACUAUGUAGCCUUCUUGUUGUCAUUAAUUUGCCACUAUACCAAGCUCUUUUCCUCCGAAAGGAUAAAGGUAAUAUGCCAAGCUCUAUCACAACAAAAUCAACCUUUUUAGCUCUCUUCAUUUGUUCUUGUUUUGUGUUCUUGUACUAGAUUUGAUAUUCAACUUAAUAUCCUUUAAGAUUAUCUGAACCUUCAUUCAACUUGGAUACUU
This is a messenger RNA of Diospyros lotus (date-plum), 2319 nucleotides long. Its product is annotated as cellulose synthase-like protein E1. Lineage: Eukaryota; Viridiplantae; Streptophyta; Magnoliopsida; Ericales; Ebenaceae. Gene Ontology annotation, biological process: cellulose biosynthetic process; plant-type primary cell wall biogenesis. The record is from RefSeq and is a predicted model, not a curated record. Gene Ontology annotation, molecular function: mannan synthase activity; cellulose synthase (UDP-forming) activity. The transcript has 8 exons. Bases 48 to 2258 code for a protein of 736 amino acids. Gene Ontology annotation, cellular component: trans-Golgi network; plasma membrane.